Molecule: messenger RNA, 1321 nt
Organism: Nelumbo nucifera (sacred lotus)
Lineage: Eukaryota; Viridiplantae; Streptophyta; Magnoliopsida; Proteales; Nelumbonaceae
Source: RefSeq, a predicted model, not a curated record
ACAGCAAGCUAAGAAACUGGUUUUAAUUUUUAAAUAAGCGCUGCCUCUGAGACAAUGACCUCCCUGUCUGCCGUGCUUAUCAAGAUAAAUAGAAACAAUCUUCCUUUCUUCCCUUUUCUUCCUCCCUUCUUUCUUCUCCUCAAAACUUCAUACCAUCCCAAGAAAGCGAGCCUGCGCCACCAUCUCUGCAACUUAGCUGCCUUUCCCGUCGCAACCCAAAAGCCGGGGGACAAGAACAAAACCUCCAGAACAAAAAAAAAAAAAUAAAAGAGAAGAAAACGGGUUUCCCUCCCAUCCAUCAACCGCAGAUGAAGAAUCUCUACCCUAAAAACAAAGGUAAAGUGUAUCCUUCCCCCUCCUCGUCCUCUCUUCCUUAUUAUUGCUCAACAAGAGAUGCCCUAUCCGUGUUAAAGCUCCUCCCAGCUGCGAUUCUUGCCCUGGCCUCCGUUCUUUCCCCAGAGGACCGUGAGGUUUUGGCUUACAUGAUUACAAGGUCCAUGAAGACGACCAAUCCACCUUCGAUGGUCGAAGAAAAGAAGAAGUGCAAGAAGCCCAACAACGGUGGUAGUAUUGUUCAUAAGCCCCCCAUGUUCGACUGCGGGUGCUUCGACUGCUACACGAGCUACUGGUUCAGGUGGGAUUCGUCACCCAACAGAGAGCUCAUACAUCAAGCCAUUGAGGCCUUCGAAGAGCAUCUGACCAACGGAGAGAACUCAAAGAAGAGUGGCAGAAACAAGAAGAAAGACAAGAUGGCUCGUCGUCUCGUCAUCGAGAAACCGGAAGCGGAGACAAUGGCGCCGGAGAAAGAGCCCGAAGUGCCGGAAUCUGUACUAGCAGAGCUGGAGACGAGCUGCCUAGUGCCGGAAAAUGACGCCUUUCCGACUGUUUUGUUAGACAAAUCGGAAGAUGUGGAGAAGAAAGACGACUAUGAAGAAGGCGAUGUGGUGGAGUACGCGACGGAGAACCUGCAGGUUAUGGAGGAGGCCGCCGUACAAAUUCCGGCCAGCAACCACAGGGGCUUGGCCAGGAAGGUGUUACCGGACGUGUUGGGGUUGUUCAAUUCGCGUUUAUGGGGCCUUUGGAGUCCGAAUGUGUAAGUGGUAUUUUUAUUAUAUGUUAAUUAUUGGUUUUAUUUUUCGAGCCCAGACAAGAAAAUGAGAAAUGAGAAACCUGAUUUUGGAGAAGGAAAGAGAAGAAUCAGAUAGUUGAUAGUUGGAUGAGUAAGGAAGUUUGAUCUGAUGUGUAGCUGCAGUCUGGAAGACGAAUAUGUUUACAUCUUACUUCCUUUGUGAAGGCAAAGAAGGUUCUUUUUGUCCAUACA